AUGGAGUCUGCCGGCCUCUUCCCCCCGUUCCCCGCCGCCUCCCUCCCCGCGCGGCCCGCUCCCGCCCCGGCGCCCCCUCCCCGCGCGGCCGAGACCACCCGCAUCAUCACCGACCCGAUCUCCGGCCGCUCCUACUGCAAGGGCCGCCUGCUGGGAAAGGGUGGGUUUGCACGAUGCUAUGAAAUGACAGACCUCUCCAGCAACAAAACCUAUGCCGUAAAGGUUAUUCCUCACAGCCGGGUGGCUAAACCUCACCAGCGGGAGAAGAUCACCAAUGAGAUCGAGCUGCAUCGGGACUUGCACCACAAGCACAUUGUCAAGUUCUCCCAUUACUUUGAGGACUCGGAGAGCAUCUACAUCUUUCUGGAGCACUGCAGUAGGAAGUCCCUGGCCCACAUCUGGAAGGCCCGCCAUACUCUGCUGGAGCCAGAAGUGCGCUAUUACCUCAAACAGAUCAUCUCAGGCUUGAAAUACCUUCACCUCAAGGGCAUCCUACACAGAGACCUCAAGCUUGGCAACUUCUUCAUCAAUGAAAAUAUGGAGCUGAAAGUGGGGGACUUUGGGCUGGCUGCUUGCCAGGAUGUCUCUGACCAGAAGAAAAAGACAAUAUGUGGGACCCCCAACUACCUGGCCCCAGAAGUGCUGCUGAGACAGGGCCAUGGGCCGGAGUCGGAUGUAUGGUCUCUGGGCUGUGUCAUGUACACCCUGCUGUGUGGGAACCCUCCCUUUGAAACCUCUGACCUCAAGGAGACCUAUAGGUGUAUCAAGCAGGUGGAAUACACCCUCCCAGUCUUCCUCUCCCUGCCUGCCAAGCACCUCAUCACUGGCAUCCUUAGACGCAACCCCCAGGACCGCCUCACCCUUGAGGAGAUUUUGGACCAUGAGUUCUUCAAGGGCUAUACGCCUGAGAAGCUCCCUCCCAGCAGCUGUGUGAUGGCUCCAGAGCUGAGUCCCCCAAAUCCUGCAAAGACUCUGUUUGCUAAAGUCACCAAGUCACUCUUUGGGAAGAAGAAACCCAAGGCCAAGAAGGGCUCUUUGGAGGACAGGGAUGACAUCUCCAAGCUGGUUACUGGGCUGAUGAAGACCUCAAUCUGUCGGCAGAUGAGCUAUAAAACUGUGGAAGGGAAUGAGGCCACUCCUGUAUCGUGCCGCAGUGCCAGCUCCAGCCCCGUGGAGACAGUGGUGGAGGAGACUUCUCACAAGUCUGGGUCCCCCUCCACCCGGGGAACGAUGGCCAGCAGCUGUGAAGCCUUGGAAGAUUGCAUCACUGCCUCUGCCAUCAUAGAGUCAGCUGUCCGGCUCCUGCGGACCUGCCUCUCCUCCAUGCCUCCAGCGGAGAAAAACCCAGCUUCCCUGGCCCGCCAUGAGCAUUUUGUCUGGGUGAGCAAGUGGGUGGAUUAUUCCAACAAGUAUGGCUUUGGCUACCAGCUCUCCAACCGCAGCAUUGGGGUUCUCUUCAACAAUGGCACGCACAUGACACUUUCCCCCAACCACAGGACUGUACAUUACAACCCAACCAACAGCAAACACCUGGUGUUCUCUGUGUCUGCUAUCCCUGAGCAGCUGCAGGGACAGAUGAGUGUCUUGCGCUACUUUGCAUCCUACAUGGAGCAGCAUCUCAUGAAGGGAGGUGACCUGCCCAGCAUAGAUGACCUUGGGCAGCCAGCCCUUCUCCUCCUGCAGUGGGUGAAGACUGACCAAGCCUUGCUCAUGCUCUUCAGCAAUGGCACCCUCCAGGUGAAUUUCUACAAUGACCACACCAAGGUGAUCAUUAGCAAGCCUGACCACUCCUGCCUUGUCACCUACAUCAACCGGGAACGCAAUUCUUACACUUACAAGCUGUGCAGCAUCCAGGAGCUGGGCUGCUCUCCUGAACUCCACCAUCGCCUCAGAUACAUCCUCAAGCUUCUCCAAGAAUGGGCUGAGGCCUAG
Cinclus cinclus is the source of this 1932-nucleotide messenger RNA. RefSeq names its product polo like kinase 3 (gene PLK3). The transcript has 15 exons. Bases 1 to 1932 code for a protein of 643 amino acids. Gene Ontology annotation, biological process: regulation of cytokinesis; Golgi disassembly; DNA damage response. Lineage: Eukaryota; Metazoa; Chordata; Aves; Passeriformes; Cinclidae. Gene Ontology annotation, cellular component: nucleus; centrosome; spindle pole. The record is from RefSeq and is a predicted model, not a curated record. Gene Ontology annotation, molecular function: ATP binding; protein serine/threonine kinase activity; protein binding.